This is a messenger RNA of Alosa alosa (allis shad), 1636 nucleotides long. Its product is annotated as trichohyalin-like. Bases 1 to 1479 code for a protein of 492 amino acids. The record is from RefSeq and is a predicted model, not a curated record. The transcript is spliced from 5 exons. NCBI's taxonomy places the organism in Eukaryota, Metazoa, Chordata, Actinopteri, Clupeiformes, Clupeidae.
AUGAAGGAGGAGCAGGAGGAGGUGAAGGAGUGUAUGGUGGAGAAGGAACAGAAGAAGGAGGUGGAUGCAACUGAUGGAACUGUAGCCAUGGAGAUAAGACCAGAGGUUUCCCAGAAGAGAAACGCCACCCUAAAUGAAAACAGAAAGGUAAAGAAGAGAAUGCGAGGGUGUAGAGGCGGGAAGUCAAAAAACAAACACAAUCAACUGGAAGUGUACAAACAUACAUACAGAUCUUCAGGACAUACAGUGGAGGAUGGAGAGGAGCUGAUGGACAACAAAGGAAAGAAGGAAGAGGAGAAAAAGAAAGCAGAGAAGGGGGACAUGAAGGUGCAGAAGGAGCAAGAGGAAGUGAAGGAGUGUGUGGUGGAGGAGAAAGAGAAGGAAGAUACAGAUGAUGGGGCUGUGGCCAUGGAGACGACACUGAAGGUCUCGCUGGAGAGCAACACCACCAUCAAUCAAGAGCAAGAGGUGAAGAAAAGAAUGCGAGGCUGUAGAGGCGGCAAAUCCAAGUGUCAGAUGACUGAGGAAAACAGACAGAAGCAGGACAUGAGAUAUGGACACCAACAUGAGUCCCAACACAGAAGAGGAGAAAGGCAUGAUAAAAGACAGGGGGUGAGAGACUGCUGGAGAGGUUCAAAUGGAUGCCAGACAGCUCCAGUGGGAUGCUGGGGAGAUGCAAAGAGAUGCUGGAGAGGUCCAAAGGGACCUUGGGGAGGUCCAAAGGCACAUGAGGAAGAAAAGGAGAAGCAGGACAUGAGAGUGAAGGAGGAGCAAGAGGAGGUGAAACAGUGUGUGGAGGAGAGAGAAGAAAAGGAGGAGGAAGAAGUACACAAUGGCACUGUGACCAUGGCAACUACAUUGAAAGUCCAUUUGGUCAAAGAGAGCAACACCACCACAAAUAAAGAUCAAGAGCUGAAGAAAAGAAUGCGGGGGUGUAGAGGCGGAAAAUCAAAAAACAAACAAAAGAAACAGGAAGUGUACAAUGAGACGACUGAGGAAAACAGACUGAUGCAGGACACGAAAGCUGGACACCAACGUGAGUUUGAGCACCAACACAGGGGAGUGGAAAGACAAAAUAACAGAGAGGGGGUGCAGGCACACUGGAGAGGUCCACAGCAGGAAGAAAGACAGACGAGAGAGGACAACCAAAGACAACCCAGAAACCAGCACAGGCACAACAUGGCGGUGAGGGUAUGGUACGAGGCAGACGCAUGUGAACGUCACACAGAGGAGACGGCUAGAAGAGAUGAGAAGAAGCGACCGCAUGGGAGCCACGGGGGAAUUCACUGGAAUAAAGGAGGCUUGGUUGUGCUGAGGAGAGGGCCAGUUUGGGCAGAACACAAGAACAGAGAAGGAGGACGAACACAGCAGGAGGAGAGAGGAGAGAGAAGGGGUGAGAGGCAGGGCCCUCGUCACCAAAGACAUGAGAGCACAUGGAGAGGAGAGAGGCAGGAGAGGAACAGGAGGAGAAUGAAGUAGAAACAAAGGCCAUCAGAGGGUUGGAGUAGAGCAGAUGAAGAAACAGGAGCUUACAUUGCCAUGGGGCAGAAUAAUAUGAGUCUGCAGACAGAAGAAGAGAGAGACAUCGGGAGAAGAGCAGCAUGGAGAGACCGGAGAUGGAGAGAUGGCCGUCUGG